Messenger RNA from Catharus ustulatus (Swainson's thrush), 2531 nucleotides. RefSeq names its product cyclin H (gene CCNH). The transcript is spliced from 9 exons. Gene Ontology annotation, biological process: DNA-templated transcription; regulation of transcription by RNA polymerase II; regulation of cyclin-dependent protein serine/threonine kinase activity. NCBI's taxonomy places the organism in Eukaryota, Metazoa, Chordata, Aves, Passeriformes, Turdidae. Gene Ontology annotation, molecular function: cyclin-dependent protein serine/threonine kinase regulator activity. The record is from RefSeq and is a predicted model, not a curated record. Gene Ontology annotation, cellular component: nucleus; transcription factor TFIIK complex. The coding region runs from base 31 to 1008 and encodes 325 amino acids.
CCGCGCGCGGUGCGGCCCUGUUGCAGAGCCAUGUUCCACAGCAGCACGCAGCGUCGGCAUUGGACUUUCCGCAGCGAGGAGGAGCUGGCGCGGCGCCGCGCUGAGGGGAACCGCCGGGCCCGGGCCAGGGCGGCGGCCAGUGGAAAGGUGCCGCAGGGCGACCCGGUGCUGCUGGAGCCGCACGAGGAGCUGGCACUAUGCAAGUACUACGAGAAGAGGAUGCUAGACUUCUGCGCCGCGUUCAAGCCCGCGAUGCCGCGGUCCGUAGUGGGAACAGCUUGCAUGUAUUUCAAACGUUUUUACCUCAAUAACUCAGUGAUGGAACAUCAUCCGCGGAUAAUAAUGCUAACAUGUGCAUUUUUGGCCUGUAAAGUAGAUGAAUUUAAUGUAUCCAGUGCACAGUUUGUUGGUAACCUUCGAGAAAGUCCUCUUGGACAGGAAAAAGCUCUUGAACAAAUAUUGGAAUAUGAACUGCUUCUUAUUCAGCAACUGAACUUCCAUCUCAUCAUCCAUAAUCCAUACAGGCCAUUUGAGGGAUUUCUAAUUGAUAUUAAGACUCGCUAUCCAGUGCUGGAAAAUCCUGAAGUGUUGAGAAAAACAGCUGAUGACUUUCUUAACCGAGUGGCUCUGACAGAUGCAUAUCUACUCUUUACACCCUCACAGAUCGCUCUCACUGCCAUAUUGUCUAGUGGCUCAAGAGCAGGAAUUAAUAUGGAAAGCUAUUUAUCAGAAAGUCUUACACUGAAAGAAAACAGAUCAACCUUAUCCAGAUUACUAGAUGACAUGAAAUGCAUGAAAAAUCUCAUUAGAAAAUAUGAACUGCCGAGGCCUGAAGAGGUUGCUGCUCUAAAACAGAAGUUAGAGAAGUGUCACAGCUUGGACCUUUCAUUUCAUGCAAAUAUAAAGAAGAGGAAAGGUUAUGAAGAUGAUGAAUAUGUCACAAAGAAAUGUAAAAUGGAUGAGGAAGAGUGGACUGAUGACGAUCUUGUGGAUUCAGCAUUACUUUGAAGGAAGAUGGACUUCAACCACUGGAGGAACUACUCUCUGGUGUCAGGUGUGACUCUACCUGCCCCAGGUUCCUUAUUAUGUGUCAUAAGCUCUUAAUGCUGUUAGUUCUUACCCUGGCAGUAAAGCCUUUUAUUUUCAUAAAAGAAUAAGUUGUGGUUCUAUUAAACACUCAUCCAUUACAGGUCCAAUACCAGCAAGAUUUGCUUCAAGAAAUCUGGCCCUUGUUUUUGGUUCAGAAACAGUUUGAUGUGGUUGCAGUGUAGUGUUAAGAGCAUUAGCUGAUUUAUUUCCUUUUCAUACAUUGUUAGUGUUCUAUAAUACACACACCUUAGAUGUAGCUUUGGGUGCUCCCUAGUUUCAUUCUCUUUGCUGUAUUUUGUGUGUAACAAGUAAAUUAGGUAGGCAGCUCUGUCUUCCAGUGUGUAUUUUUACCAUGCCUAUACCAAAGCAACUAAAUCCACAAAAUAAUCCCUUUUAUACACUCUGUUAAAGAUCUAAGUAGGACAAAAUGAAAACUUAAUUACUUACUCUUCUGAGAUGCAGUUUGAUACUGGCAUGACAAGGUUAUGGGACAAUCUAAGAAAAGACUUCUCUAGUAACAAGGUCUUGCAAACAGGUGUAUUGUCACUAGGGAAGAGCAUGUGUUUUCCCGGUGCUAUACAUGUGACAUCUGGGAGCUCUCACCUUCCAGAAGCUGUUCCAGCUGGAGACCAGGGCAAUUCAGCAAGAGCCACUAUAAUACUACAACAAAGAUGCAAAAGCAAACUCUCUGAUUUUAUGUGACAGUGAUUUGGCAGUUCUGAUAGACAGGAAAAACACUAUAGGUAUUGUAAAUGUUUACAACAGUUUUUGUAUGAUAGACUUAUUUAAGUGGUUAUCUCAUUAGUCUUGUCAGUGAAUCCUUUUAUUCCCUAUCACUGCCUAGACUGUAACACAUGGUGAUGAUUAAAUAUACCCUCUAAAUCAACAGUACAUUUUACUAUUUAAUUUUUUAAACAGUUUAUGGCAGUGUGAUGGGCAGGGACACCUUCUACUAGACAAGGUUGCUCCAAGCCUCAUCCAACAUGCCCUUCAACACUUCCCAAGACUAGGGCAUCCCUGGCUUCUCUGGCACUCUAUCAGUGUCUCCCCCUACUCAAAGGGAAGAACUUCUUUUUAUUAAAUCUCAACCUACCCAAGAUGUUUUAACAUCUACUUUCUCACCCAAUGAUGUACAAAUUAAGGCAUAGGGACAAGGUAAUGCUGUCUGAGGACUCAUGCUCAAAAAGUGACACAGUUUGAACACUUCAAAGUACAUCACCAUUGCAGACACUGAAAAAUUACCAUAGCAGCCAGAGUAAGCCAAUUUCCAUAGAGUUUGAGAUAUGCAGCUUGAUUUAUUAUAAAAACUUACUUUUCACUAAUAAUAAUUAUGGUAGACUUACAGUACAAAAAAAGACCAAACAAUACCUAUUUUAUAAAAUGGUUUAAUGAAUGCAUGCAUGUCUGAUAUAAUGAUCAAUAAAUUUGCUGAAUUCAAAUUA